Meyerozyma guilliermondii ATCC 6260 is the source of this 735-nucleotide messenger RNA. RefSeq lists its product as uncharacterized. The record is from RefSeq and is a predicted model, not a curated record. The transcript has a single exon. NCBI's taxonomy places the organism in Eukaryota, Fungi, Ascomycota, Pichiomycetes, Serinales, Debaryomycetaceae. Bases 1 to 735 code for a protein of 244 amino acids.
AUGAACUUAUUCAUCCUAUUUCUCUUCGCGUACGUGAACUGCCUACUGAUCUUACCGUAUGCCCAGACCAUUGGACAUGGUUCAUUGUACAAUACUUUAUCUGACAUUGGUGACAAGAUUCCUGUGAUUCAAUCAAUUAGUGACUUGACUCCUAGCAAAUUGCAAAGAUACAGUAUUUUGAAAGUCAACGAUACCAAUUCAAUAAUUCUAAACGAAUUCUUGGCUCAAAAACUUGACUAUCCCGAUUCAAGUACAACUAUUUCAUCCGAAACUCCACGGUUUGUUGAAAUCAUGUAUAACGACUCAUACGUUAUCCAAGAAGACGGUCAAUGGACCCCUUUAGGUCCUUGUCACUCAAACGCUCGUUCUGAUACCAAGGCAGAGGUUUUCAGAAGCUGGACUGCCACUGGUGGAGGCUCGGUUCUGGCUUCUGUUUCGAUAUCGCAGGUCUUCGGUUUCCAUCCAGAAUAUCUGAUAUCCAGCAAUUGGGGCUCCAGUAUUUCGGGUACCGUUAGUUGUGUGGUGGGGCCUCGGGAAAAGCUUCAGUUUAUGCUUUACAUGAACUCGCUUUUGAUUCAUGGUGUCAAACGGAGAAUUAUCAACUUGCCUUCAAAAUACUGGUUGCUGCGGUCGCUCUCGUUUGGUGAAUGGGAAGACGUAGCAACUAUGACAAAACUCAAAAAGAUGGUCAAAACAGCAUGUAUAACCGAUCCCAAGUAUUUACAAUGCAAUUAA